UCAUUUAAAGAUACCAUUAUCUGAUUCUAAAGAUUUGAAUCGCACAACAGACCAAGAAGGAAUAUUAUUCUCCGAUGGCGAUUUACGAUCUUUCCUAGAAGGUCGAGUGAAUUUGUCACAGAAGCAAAAGACUCAGAUUGAAGCUCAUCUAAAUAAACAAUCAUCAUUCGAUCAACGUAUAUUUUCAACAUAUUCAACGAGUACGAAUCAACCAGCUAAAAUAUAUACACCAGAUGACAGUAUAUUUUCUAGUUAUGGAACGGAGAACACGCAGUCGCAAAGUUAUUUAACAAAAUCACCAAUUUUUGAUUCGAAAGAUGUUAACACAUUCGUCGAUCUGGAAGAAAUAUUCGUCUCUGCUGAUGAUUUACAAUCGUAUUUACAAGGACGAAGUAACCUAUCGUUGGCUCAAGAAGCACAAAUUGAAGCUUAUUUAGCUAAACAAACAUCCUUGAAUAGAAGUACAUUUUUAAAAUAUUUCACAACUAAAAGUACGCCAACGAAAAUAUCAUUACCUGGCGAUAAAUUAGAAGUUUAUUCUAAAGGACAAACAAAUUUAGCGCUCAGCGAACCAAUUCAAUCAUCAGAAGUUGCUUUACAAAAUGUAACUUCUACCAUAGCAUUUACUACUAAAAAGCCAACUAGUAUACGACGACCUUGGCAAUCGAUUAUUAAUGGUAGUAAUGAUGUUGAUGAUAAUAUUGAACAACCUUCUGAUAUCUAUGCUGAUUCAACUGACAACAAGAAUGUAUCGAUUGAUAUACUUAAUGAAAUUUCUCAGUGGUCAUCAUCAACAUCCUUGAUCUCACCGUUACAGACAGAUACUUCUCUCAAGUCAACUAAGCAACCACCUCAUUCAAAAACAUCAAUCAAUACACCAUUAAAAGAAGCCCUAGUAACAAUCCCAUCAGAUACAACAAAAUCAGAUUUUAUAUUCAAUGAAAAAUCCCGAACUGAUAAUCCAAUUCAUCGACUAUCAGCAGUAUCGUCAUUAGAUCAACGAACUCAAGACACUUCUAAUGUAAGUCUCAUAUCAUCCACAUUAUCGAUAAAUGAUUCGUCAACUUUAAAAUAUCAUUCUCUCGUAACUCAACUCAAUCCAAAUCUCAUGAAUGAAAAUGUGACUCAACAUUUUAAUAAUUAUAAUCAACCGACAAGCAUUCAUGACGAUGACGAUAAAGUAAAUUUUUCUCUUUUUUCAAUGAAGUUUAAAUCAACAAUGGAUCCAAAAUUUUUACAAACUACUCCACGACAAUUAAUAUCAACUAAUGUUCAAAGUAUCUCAGCAGACAUCAAUGUUGAUCAAACUUCAUCAGACUUAAUAGCCAUUUCAGCUGAUAAUAUUACAAAUAUAAGUUCAUUAUCACUAGUGACUCAUCAAUCGAACACACAAAUUACCGUUAAUCAAACUCAAACAUCUUCUCCACAAAUUCAUGAUAUUAUAAUUCUUUCAAUGUUUCAAAAUCUUAGCGUUUUACAUAAUCGAUCUAAUAUAAAUGACACAUCAAAACCAUAUAAUACUGUGGAAGUUAAUCUUAAUGACGAAUCAAUUAAUAUUAAACAAACUUCAACAUCACCAAUUUUAAUCACAAAUGAUACAUCGAUUUUAAUUACAACAUCCGAUCAUAUUAAUCAAAAUAUAAAAGAUAAAAUUAACCAUAAACAUUCUUCAGCCAUGUCAGUAGAUGUCAAUGUUACUUCUACCUCUCACCCACCAUCAUCGCUUAUUGUAUCUAAUACAACCUUGCUUCCUUCACGUCGUUCACCUCUAUCAUCAAUAUUGCACUAUUCUUCACAUCCAUAUUCAAGCACUAAGUCACCAAAAUUUACUUCAUUCUCAUCACGAAAACUCUUUUCAGACACCACCAUCACUACUACUACUACCACCACCCCAACAACAAUAGCAACAACAACAACUACAACAUCAAUAGCAACAGCAACAACUACAACAUCAAUAGCAACAACAACACUAAUAACAUCAAUAGCAACAACAACACUAAUAACAUCAAUAGCAACAACAACACUAACAACAUCAAUAGCAACAACAACACUAACAACAUCAAUAGCAACAACAACCAUAACAACACCAACAACAAUGCUAUUAUCUUCAGAAAUAACAACAAUGCCUUCAUAUUCGACUAUUUUUUCGUCAUCUACUAGUACAUUACAAUCAUCACAUGAAUUUUCAUCAAUACAAACGACUAAUGAAGCUCGAACAUCACAUAUAAAACAAUCGAAAUUAAUUACUACUCUUGCUGAUAUGUCUUCUUCGCCUCCGGUAACAACGUAUCAACCGCAUUGGACAUCAACUAUUACUUCGACAUUAUUUCUUACUACCAAUGAACAAUUGCUAACAACAACAGUUGAUUCAUAUACAUCUAAACUUCCAGAAAUCUACAUCGAAUCAUCAUCAUCAUCAUCAUCAUCAUUAUCAUAUGUAAAAUCUACUGAAACAUUCACUACUAAUUAUCAAUCAAUAACAACUACUCUCGUUCCUACUACUAAUCUUGAUUCUUCUCCAACAAUAACAUCAGAUAAAACUUCAAUGGAUUCUACUUUAACUACUACGAAUGAAGAAAAUCUUUCACUAUCUAAUUAUCAACCAUUGGAAACAACUGAGACAUUACAUUUAUCAUCACUAAUUACUGAUCAAUAUCAAGAAGAAUUUACUUCAUUAAAAUUUGCAUCGACAAUUGUUCCUCACGUUUAUAAAUCAAAGAUUUUCUCGACGUUUGAACAUUCUACUUUACGAACUAGUUAUCCGCCAACAAGCAGCAUAGCUACAACAACGAUUACAUCAACUACCACCAGCACUACCACAACAACAAAAACUACAAUACGCCGAUAUAGAACUCGAAAAUCGAAGACAACUAGUUGGAAAACACAACCAUUAUCGACUAGUUUUUCUUCUCCAGCUACUUCCACCAUACCUUCAUAUCGAACAACCAUUAACACUGAUUAUAAAUUACCAACAUCUACACAAAUAUCGACUUGGCCUUCUGAAUGGAAUUUUCCUAAACAACAAGAGACAAUUCUUAUAAAACCAUCAUUAAUUAAAAAUAAUUCUAAUACACUUUUAUCUAAUGAUUUACUUAAUGAAAUAUUUAAUAAUCUAUCAACAUCAACAAAUUCUUCAACAGAAAAAUAUAUUUAUUUUAAUUUAAAUAAUUAUCCACCAUCAUCAUGGAAUUUAUCAUUAAAUUCAAAUGAUAAUAUUGUUCUUGAUGUUAUAUUACCAAUAUCAACUUCAUCAACAAAUUUAACAUUUACAAAUAUUGAAGCAAAAAGAGUAGUAACAAAUAUAAUUGGUAAACCAAUUAAUUUACAAGUUGAUCGUGUACAAACAAAACAAUUUUCAUUAGUAAUGAAUGCAACAGAUAAUAAUUUAAAUUCAAAUCGUACAAGAUCAUAUAUAUCUGAUGUUAUUAUUGGUCAUGUUAAAAGUGAACAAUUUGAAUUAAAUUUAACUAAAACAGAUAAUAUGCAUGUACGAGUACGACAAGUUGAUGCAGCAACAGCUGAACUUUAUCUUGAUAGUAAUUUUUGUACAAAUGAAAGUAGUUUAGAAAUUAAUUUAAAUCUUUCACAAAAUGGAACAAUUCGUUAUGGUAAUCGAAAACCAAUACAUAUUGGACCAGUUUUUACUCGAGUACAUAUGCUUAAACAAUCAUGUGAUCGUGAACAACCAUUAGCAUUAUUUUUCGAUAUAUGUGAACGAACAAAUCCAUGUUUAAAUCAUGGUAUAUGUCAAUCUAUUAUGCCUGAUUAUAAUGAUAAAUCAUAUUCAAAUACAGACACUGGACAUGUUGGUUAUAAAUGUGAAUGUCCAUUACAUACAUCAGGUGAACAUUGUCAAUAUUUACAAUAUCCAUUAGGUUAUUGUUUAAAUAGUGGAACAUUAUUUGAAACAAAUGAUAUAUAUAAUAAUACAAUUGAAAAAUGUAUUUGUACAAAAGGUUUUCGUGGUGAACAUUGUGAAGAAAAUAUUGAUAACUGUAUUGGUAUAACAUGUUCUAACCAUGGUAUAUGUGAAGAUGGUAUUGAUCAAUAUAAAUGUUCAUGUUUUGAUGGUUAUUAUGGUUUUAAUUGUGAACGUAAAUAUGUACAAAUUGUUUUAUUACAAGCAGCAAGUAGAUCAUUUGGUAUUGUUGCAAUAUUAUUAAUUGCUACUAUAGCUGCUCUUGUUGUUGCUAGUGAUAUCCAUACAUAUGUAACAAGAAAACAUCAAACAUAUAGAUUACCACAUAGAAUUCCACGUGUAAAAUCAGAAGUAUUUGAAAAUUCCGUACUUUUACUUGGAUUUAGUGAUGCACCUAUUGAAAUGAAUGAUUUAUCAACUGUUCGACAAUGGAAAAAACCAAUAAUAUUAAAACAACGUCAAACAAAUCGAACAACAAGAUUUAGAAAAACAACAGGUUAUCAACAACUUUCGAGAAGAAAACAAUUAACAAUCAUUCCAAAAUCAUCAUCAUCAUCAUCAUAUCGACGUUAUGCAGCAUCAAAUCGACUUAAUCAAACAAUUCUUUAA
Rotaria sordida is the source of this 4528-nucleotide messenger RNA. The record is from the annotation of a GenBank genome assembly. NCBI's taxonomy places the organism in Eukaryota, Metazoa, Rotifera, Eurotatoria, Philodinida, Philodinidae.